Acanthosepion pharaonis is the source of this 1074-nucleotide messenger RNA. NCBI's taxonomy places the organism in Eukaryota, Metazoa, Mollusca, Cephalopoda, Sepiida, Sepiidae. The record is from the annotation of a GenBank genome assembly.
AUGUAUCUCUCUGCGUGUGUCUGUGUCGCUCUCUCUCUCUCUCUGCGUGUGUCUGUGUCGCUCUCUCUCUCUCUGCGUGUGUCUGUGUCGCUCUCUCUCUCUCUCUGCGUGUGUGUGUGUCGUUCUCUCUCUCUCUUCGUGUGUGUGUGUCGCUCUCUCUCUCUCUGCGUGUGUGUGUGUCGCUCUCUCUCUCUCUGCGUGUGUGUGUGUCGCUCUCUCUCUCUCUGCGUGUGUGUGUCGCUCUCUCUCUCUCUGCGUGUGUGUGUGUCGCUCUCUCUCUCUCUGCGUGUGUGUGUGUCGCUCUCUCUCUGCGUGUGUGUGUGUCGCUCUCUCUCUGCGUGUGUGUGUGUCGCUCUCUCUCUGCGUGUGUGUGUGUCGCUCUCUCUCUGGGUGGGUGUGUGUCGCUCUCUCUCUGCGUGUGUGUGUGUCGCUCUCUCUCUCUCUGCGUGUGUGUGUGUCGCUCUCUCUCUGCGUGUGUGUGUGGCGCUCUCUCUCUCUGCGUGUGUGUGUGGCGCUCUCUCUCUGCGUGUGUGUGUGGCGCUCUCUCUCUGCGUGUGUGUGUGUCGCUCUCUCUCUGCGUGUGUGUGUGUCGCUCUCUCUCUGCGUGUGUGUGUGUCGCUCUCUCUCUGCGUGUGUGUGUGUCGCUCUCUCUCUCUGCGUGUGUGUGUCGCUCUCUCUCUGCGCGUGUGUGUGUCGCUCUCUCUCUGCGCGUGUGUGUGUCGCUCUCUCUCUCUCUCUGCGUGUGUGUGUGUCGCUCUCUCUCUCUCUCUCUGCGUGUGUGUGUGUCGCUCUCUCUCUCUCUCUGCGUGUGUGUGUGUCGCUCUCUCUCUCUCUCUGCGUGUGUGUGUGUCGCUCUCUCUCUCUCUCUCUCUGCGUGUGUGUCGCUUUCUCUCGGUGUCUCUCACUCGCUCCGUCUGUGUGUGUGUGUGUCUCUCACUCGAUGACUCUCUCUCACUCGAUGACUCUCUCUCACUCGAUGACUCUCUCUCACUCGAUGACUCUCUCUCACUCGAUGACUCUCUCUCACUCGAUGACUCUCUCUCCCUCUCGAUGACUCUGUCUCCCUCUCGAUGA